Molecule: messenger RNA, 2660 nt
Organism: Lepus europaeus (European hare)
Lineage: Eukaryota; Metazoa; Chordata; Mammalia; Lagomorpha; Leporidae
Gene: ATXN7L2
Product: ataxin 7 like 2
Exons: 11
Coding region: 1-2265 (754 amino acids)
Source: RefSeq, a predicted model, not a curated record
AUGGCGGUGCGUGAACGCGCGGCGGCAGCAAUGGCCGCUCUGGAGCGGCGGGUGCCGAGUCUCGAUGACUUCGCGGGACAGAGCUGGAGCUCAUGGGUGGAGCGGGCCGACCUGCCCGCGGCCGACGGGGCUGAGCUGGAGGAAAGCAGCAAAAACACGAAGAAGCUGGAUGCCAUGACCCUCAUUAAAGAAGACAUGUCCAUCUUCGGGCACUGCCCCGCCCAUGACGACUUCUAUUUGGUUGUGUGUAACCAUUGCAGCCAGGUGGUGAAGCCUCAAGCUUUCCAGAAACACUGCGAAAGAAGACAUGGGCCCCUCAGCAAGCUUUAUGCCCGGGCCCCACCCCCACCUCCAGCCCCUGCCAGCUCUCAGAAAUGCCAUGUAGUGAAUGGGCAGGGCCCAGCUUGUAGGGCCCCAGGUUCCACAAAAACCUCCUCCAGGGAGAAGGGCCAGGGGUCCCGGAGCCGCGGCCACCAGCCUCCCGAGAAGACCCAGAAGGACAACCUCUGCCUUUUCGUGCCUGUGGUGAAUCUGGAGAAGAUGUCCAGUCUCCCGAAGCCCGAUGGACAUGGAAUCAGGGUGGCCCCGCCCUCUGCUUUCCUCAGCCAGGCAGGCGGCCUCACCAAGGACUCCCCGGGAAAGCCCCCCACGGCUCCCCCUUCUAAAGAACCUCCUGGCAGAGAGAACAUCGAGAUAAUCCCCAGUGAGGGCUCCAGUCACCGGGCUGAAGGCAGCCCCCCUGAGAAGGAGCCUGGUGGGGCCAGGCUGCCGCCCAAAAGCCACCGGAAGAUGGCUCGGAAAGAGUGUGACCUCAACAGGCAGUGUGGGGUGAUAAAUCCAGAGACCAAGAAGAUCUGUACCCGCCUGCUGACCUGCAAGAUCCACUCAGUGCACCAGCGCCGGGAGGUCCAGGGCCGGGCCAAGGACUUUGACGUGCUAGUGGCGGAGCUGAAGGCCAACUCCCGCAAAGGGGAGUCUCCCAAGGAGAAGAGCCCAGGGCGCAAGGAGCCGGCUCUCGAGCGCCCCUCCCAGGAGCCCCCGUGCUCAGUCUCGGUCGUGGCAGCAGCAGCUGCUCCCAGCAGCACCUUCUCUGCUCGUUCCAAGCAGACCUACCCAUACUGUGCACUGCCCAGGUCCCGGGCCUCCUCUGAGAGUGAGGUGGAUGAUGAAGGCCCCUGUGGUGGUGAUGGGGACCCAGGCCUGUUCCCCUUCCCCCUGCCCCGGGGUGGGGCUCAGGCCUCCAGCGAGGAGAGCGAGGAGGAGGGGACAUCUGAUGACCUCCACCUCCCCCCUGACUGCCAUUAUGCAACCCGGCCCCCACGGCCACAGGCGUUCUGCACCUUUGGGAGCCGGCUGGUGAGCCCAGGAUGCUACGUGUUUAGCCGCCGGCUGGACCGGUUCUGCUCGGCACUCAGCUCCAUGUUGGAGCGGCACCUCAGCUCGCAUAUGUGGAAGAAAAUCCCACCGGCAGCUGAACCUGCCUCCCACCUCGUCAGCUCCCCCUCACCUGCUCCCCUGAGCCCUCCUUCCACAGGCAGCUGCCCCCGCCUCCCAGGCCCACCCCCCAGACCUGCCUGCCCAGCCUCCACGCCCCCUACCAAGGACAGCCUUGUCCCCAGCUACCCUGCAGGCUCCCCCAGCGUGGCAGCUGCCUGCAGCCAGGCAGAGUGCACGGGCGGGAGCCAGGCUAUCACCUCACCGCUGCCUGCCAACACGCCGUCCCCGUCCUUCAGCAAGCUGCCACCUUCUAAGGCCAGCAAGUCAUCCAAAGGCAAGGACGGGGCGGAGGCAGAGGCCCCCUCGCGGAAGCGGAAGUUAUCUCCUGGCCCUACCACCUUCAAACGGACCUGCAUCCUGGAGCCCGCUGGAAAGGGCAAACCAUCCGGCUGCCGGGGCCUCUCGGCCAAGACUAAAACAGCCCUGGGCGUGGGGCUGAACGGGACGGUGGGGCCAAGAAUGAAGCGGGCAGGGCCCCUGGACUGUCGGGGUCCCCCCCACCAGCCCCCUACACCAGUCAAGGCUUCUCAGCUGGAGAACCGGGGAGCGGCCGGACACCCAGCCAAGGCCCUGCCCACCAACUGCCUCUCCGAGGAGGAGGUGGCCAAGAAGCGGAAAAACCUGGCCACUUACUGCCGGCCGGUGAAGGCCAAGCACUGUCAGCCUGGGGCCCCUGCCGACGCGGCCUGCUCUGUGCGCCGCAAGAAGCCCGGGCCGGCCCUGGCCUUUGAGGAGAAGUGCUCGACACUGAAGUCAAAAGCCCAUUAACGAGAAAGUGCCUGCCCACUGCGAUGGAGCUGCCAGCACCUCCUCCCCUCCAGAUCCGGGCCCCAGGCUGCUGCCGCUUUUUAUAACUUUAUAUUAUUUUUUUUAAGAAAAAAAAAAAAAACUCUUUAAAAUACCUCAAGACUGUCUCCCUGUUCUGUUGCUGCUAAGGAAAUAUAAAAACAGAAACAUAGAGAAGGAAGAAAAAAAUGUGUAACAAAAUGAGUGUCCUUACUGUCCCCGACCCCCACCCUGGGAGAUGCCGACAGCGCGGGGGGGUGGGGGGAGCAGGCUCCAGCCCCCAUAGCUUGCUGGUAAAAGUGUCCCAGGCGGGCUUUUGAAAUAGCGUGAAGCUGUCUGGGUCCCGUAUCGUCCAGGCCAUCUCCUCACUGGCUGGG